AGCCGGCCUCCCAGCAAUGCUUAUCCAAUAGUUGACUAGUCUGUCACAUCCCUAACAUUUGUUUUGCUUCAUUCUUCACUCAGACCAGAUUGUUAGUUUCAGGGUAAAUGCACCUGGCUGCUCCCUCAAAGCACCCACUUAAGUUUCUGGUUCUGAGACAUCACUUCCCUUGAGUGGAGAUGCAUCUAAUUCCGUCUUGACCAGCACUUUAAGGCUGCACUGCUCCCCUGCAGACAAGUCUGCCUGUCUAGUUGUCCGUCUUGGAGAGCAAGACCUUGUGAACUUGAGACCUGGUCCUCCCUCUCCCAUCUGGGCUUUAGGAAGUAGGUGUGGUGUCCUUUAUCCCUCCAGGUAUCAGCUCAAGGAAGGGGUUGAAGUUCCUCAUACCCACAGUUCUUUAGACAAGAGAGAAAUAAAGCAAGAGCAGCUCUCAACCAGGCAUUGCUGCAUCAGCACAAGCAGCGGGCAAAAUUGAUUCUUAAACAGCCCCUGUAGGCGAAUUCCUUUGGGCCAUCUCCACAGCAGUUGGGGUGCAGGAAUUCUGGUGGUUUUACCUAAAAUUCAACGGGAAGAGCACUGAACCCCCACCACCACAGGGUAGCCCUUUUAUCUCUGUAUAUUAAGUCAAUGCGUGCAGUGUUUUUUUUCUCCACCAGGCUCAGGGUCCUUUACAUUUUCCCAGUGCAUCAAGCAGUCCUUGGCUAUGGGAAAAAUUUCCCCUACUUUCCUGGCUGUAGUUACUGUUGUCCUCUCCGACACGUGGGCAUUUUCCACUGUUGGGUGAGUGGCAGCUUGAGCAAGCGCACUGCAGGUCACUCAGCAGCCCUACUUUUGACUGGACUCUGUACCAGGCAUGUAAAAUCUAGAUUAAGUGGUUAAACGUAGUGCUUACACUUGCAUAAGGAAAUGGAGAAUGUGCUUAUAAAAUUCAUAGGCAAUACCAAGCUGGGAAAGGCUGCAAGCACAUUGGAGGACAGGCUUAGAAUUCAAAAUGACCAUGACAAAUUGGAGUUGGAAAUCAGUAAGAUAGAAUUCAAUCAAGUGCAGAGUGUUACACUUAGGAAGGAGAAUUCAAAUGCACCAAUACAAAAAGGGGAAUAUCUGGCUAGGUGGUAGUACUGCAGAAGAGGAUCUGGAGAUGGUAGCGGAUCAUAAACUGAACAAGAGCCACCCAGGUGAUGCCGUGGCAAAAACCGCUAAUCUCAUUUUGGAGCGUAGUAGCAGGAGUGUUGUAAGACAUUGGAGGUUGCUCUGCUCAGUUGAAAUAGUGUGUCCCGUUCUGUGCACCAUACUUGAAUUGGAGGUUAUCCAAAGGAAAGCAACAGAAUGUCUAAACCUUUAAUCAGUCUGAUCUAUGAGGAAAUGCUAACAAAGAGCUGGGCAUUGUUUAGUCUUGGAAAACCGACAGUAGAAACACCAGAAAUCAAAUAUAAAAGGGCUGAUAUAAAGAGGAUGAUGAUCAAUUGUUCUCCAUGUCCUCUGAAGGUAGGAUAAGACAUAACUGGCUUAAUCUGCAUCAAGGAAGUUUUUGGUUGGCUAUUAGGAAAAACUCUCCAACAACAAGGAUGGUUAAGUAUUGGUAUUGGUUUUUAAGAAAAGGCUGGACAAACGCGCGUCAGGAUGGUCUAGGUAUACUUGGUCCUGCAGGGGAAAGGAGCUGGGCUGAACUAAAUGAGCCCUUGAAAUGCCUUCUAGCCCUACAUUUCUAGGAUUCUGUGAGGCCUGUUCAAAGGCUGGGGGCAGAUUAUCCUUUAUCUGCUACUGUGGAGUUCUUACACUAUCGUCUGAAAUCUCUCCACUGGCUGCUGUCAUGGAAAGGGAACUGGUCUAGACACACCUUAGCUCUGAUCCAGAUUAGCAGUUCCUAGUUUCUGCAUCCAUUUCCCCAUUCAUGCAAAUACAUAUCAACAUCCACCUACAUGGACCCCUGCAACUGAAAUCUAUUUGGGGAGCACUGAAUGGGCUUCUUUGCUUUGCAGCGAGUGCAAUUGCUGACUCUGCGGUGCGCAUCCAAAUGGCAAAAUGGGAAGAUCUGUGGGUCCCAAGUUUCAAGGACUUGAAGGAAAGGAAACUCUCAAGAGACAGCCACACAGCAGAUGACGAGAUUGCCAGCGAGAGUGAGGACGACGACCACAGUCCUCAGCCGGAAGAGCCCGAGAAAGUGGAGCCUCACGAGGCAUCAAGAAAAUCCAAAUCAGCCAUUUCCCAGAGUCAGCAGAGCUCGGAAAAGCAGCCGCCAAAGCCGGCGGGGAAGAGACGGGGCAAGUCGGCUCCCCCGGAGAGCGCUGCAGGAAAGCAGCAGAGAAUCCGCAAAGGGGAGGUGCCCAACGCGUGUCUGGAGUGUGGGAAGGUCUUCGGCCGGAAGUCCCAUCUCGUGAGACACCAGAGAACUCACCGGCGCGAGAAGCCAACCAUUUGCAACGAGUGCGGGAAGAGCUUCAGCCGCAGCUCGACCCUCGUGGAGCACCAGCGAACCCACACGGGCGAGAAGCCCUACCGGUGCACCGAGUGCGGGAAGCACUUCAGCCAGAGUUCCCACCUCAUCACGCACCAGCGGAUCCACACGGGCGAGAAGCCCUACCAGUGCAGUGUGUGCGGGAAGCGCUUCCACCAGAACUCCCAUCUCCUGACCCACCAGCGGACCCACACGGGGGAGAAGCCCUACCAGUGUACGCAGUGCUGGGAACGCUUCAGCCGCAGCUACACCCUGACCAGGCACCAGCGGAGCCACACGGGGGAGCGGCCCUACCCCUGCCCCGACUGUGGCAAAUGCUUCAGCCUCAACUCCACCCUCCUCAGCCAUCAGCGAACCCACACGGGCGAGAAGCCCUACAAAUGCACCAAGUGUGGGAAGAGCUUCACGCGGAGCUCCACGCUCGUCCAGCACCAGAGAACGCACAUAGGGGACAAGAUCUAUACCUGCCCCUGCUGCAACAAGGUGGCCUGCUCCAGCCUCCUCUUCUGAGCUGGGGGCCGGGCUCAUUCCAGCUGGCCCUGAGCUUGGGCACGGGACCAAUCCAGACAGCCGACAGAUUCCCCUUUUCCUGUCUGAGUGGAUCCUAAAGAGCAAGGACUGCCAAGGCCAUUGGAGAGGCCUUUCCUAUAGGAACUGCAGUGGGCUCAGCUUCUCAACAGGGGAAAACCUCACUCGUCGUUUUACCUUGGGUUCUAAUUCAGACUCUCUUUUGUGCGCACAUGCUGGGGAAACAUCAUGCCUCCCUUCCAUCUCCUGCUGAUUGGUGCUGCUCAUUAAAGGACACACUACAGAAUAGGUUUGAGAGGGGGAAGUGUAAUCCUCCAUUUUCAAAAAAAGGGAAAGGAAGUGAAAUCAGACAAGCGGUGGUGUUCCCCAGCCAGAAUCUCUCCCUUGCCCUGUAGUGCUGUCAUGUUUCCCAUACCUGGUUCCCUGUGAGAAGAAAAAAAUCCCU
Pelodiscus sinensis (Chinese soft-shelled turtle) is the source of this 3428-nucleotide messenger RNA. NCBI's taxonomy places the organism in Eukaryota, Metazoa, Chordata, Testudines, Trionychidae. The record is from RefSeq and is a predicted model, not a curated record.